Aspergillus homomorphus CBS 101889 is the source of this 1390-nucleotide messenger RNA. Its product is annotated as M20 family metallopeptidase. The transcript is spliced from 4 exons. Bases 79 to 1383 code for a protein of 434 amino acids. The record is from RefSeq and is a predicted model, not a curated record. Lineage: Eukaryota; Fungi; Ascomycota; Eurotiomycetes; Eurotiales; Aspergillaceae. Gene Ontology annotation, molecular function: dipeptidase activity.
CACAUAUUAAUAGCAAGAUGACGCCCAUCAUGCCUUUUCAUCACAGACACAUAUCACCCAGGCGUCAAGUCAGCCAAGAUGACCUCCAAAAGUAACCAAGAACGCUUCAUCGCAAGCGUGCAAGAAGCCCUGCGCAACUAUGACGCCCAACUACAAACCAUCAACCAAGAAAUCUGGUCCAACCCUGAGCUGGCCUACGAAGAGCACCGCGCCCACGACGCAAUCUGCACUCUCUUCGAGACCCUCACCACGACCACCGACUUCGACUUCGAAAUCCACCGCUCCGCCUACGACAUCCCGACCGCCUUCGAAAUCACUUACACCCACGGUAACCCCCGGGCAGGACGAGUGGUAGCCUUCAAUGCAGAAUACGAUGCCCUCCCCGGCAUCGGGCACGCAUGCGGACACAACCUGAUCGCGACGAGCUCCAUCGCCGCCUUCCUAGCGACGUGCCACACGAUGCGCGCGCAGGCAGCAACCCCAGCUCCUAACACCCCAGAAGACUUCUCCCCGCCCACAAACUUCACCAUCAAACUCCUAGGAACACCCGCCGAAGAAUCGGGCGGCGGCAAGGUCCAGCUCCUAAAGCGAGGCGCCUACAAGAACGUAGCAGCCUGCCUAAUGGUGCACCCAGUGCCCAUGGCACCGGGGAACCCGGAUCUCCUGACGCUGGCCACAGUGCUGCCGGGCGGGUAUCUCGCCAACGACAAGCUGCGGGUGAGGUUCACGGGCAAGCCGGCGCACGCGGCGGCGGCGCCGUGGGAGGGCGUCAACGCGCUGGACGCCGUCGUCGCCGCGUACAUCAAUGUCUCGCUGCUGCGUCAGCAGAUCCUCCCCUCGCAGCGCAUUCACGGUGUGAUUGUUGACGGUGGGGAGAGGCCGAAUGUUAUCCCGCGGAGUGCGGCGGUGGAUUAUUAUAUUCGGUCGCCGACGGUGAAGUCGCUCAGCGGCUUGUCGGAGCGCGUGGUGAAGUGUUUUGAGGCUGCCGCUUUGGCGACCGGGUGUGAGGUUGCGUUUGAGUGGGGUCCAUCGUAUGCGGAUCUCAAGACCAAUAUUCCUAUCUGCGAGAGCUAUGUGGCUGCGAUGCGCGCGAUGGGACAUCUUACGCUAUUCGAUAACUCGGGGCAGAAGAGCGCUAUCACCGGCGCGUCGACGGAUCAGGGCAACGUCUCCUACGCCGUCCCCGGCUUCCAUGGUAUCUUUACGAUCCCCACCGAUGGCGUCAACCACACCCCCGGCUUCACCAAGGGCGCAGGCUCGCUUGAGGCGUACCAGCGGGGCAUUUCAUGCGCGGCGGGGAUGGCGGUGGUGGCGUGUCAGGUGUUGGUGGAUGAUGAGUUUGCGGAGCAGGUGCAGAAGGAUUUUGAGGUUGAGAGGGACUAGGCUGUGC